Molecule: messenger RNA, 390 nt
Organism: Cordyceps militaris CM01
Lineage: Eukaryota; Fungi; Ascomycota; Sordariomycetes; Hypocreales; Cordycipitaceae
Product: UPF0041 domain-containing protein
Exons: 3
Coding region: 1-390 (129 amino acids)
Biological process (GO): pyruvate import into mitochondria
Cellular component (GO): mitochondrial inner membrane
Source: RefSeq, a predicted model, not a curated record
AUGGCUGCGGUUAUCAAAGCUCUCAAUGCCAAGAUUCGGUCAAACCCGACGACGAACUAUAUUUGCUCUACCCAUUUCUGGGGGCCCGUCUCCAACUUUGGUAUUCCCGUCGCAGCCGUCAUGGAUACGCAGAAGAGCCCCGACCUCAUUUCCGGCGGCAUGACUGGUGCCCUCAUCAUCUACUCUGCGACAUUUAUGCGCUACUCCCUCGCCGUCACCCCCCAAAACUAUCUCCUCUUCGCCUGCCACCUUGUCAACGAGGGCGCGCAGCUGACACAGGGCUACCGAUUCCUUUCAUACCACAACUGGGGUGGUAAGGAGGCUCUUGAGGCCGCCAAAGCCCAGGCCGCCAAGGUGGAGGACAAGGCCAAGGCUGUCGUGGGCAAAUAA